AUGAGAAUCGAGGAAUUAAUUAUUGAUGGAUUUAAAUCCUAUGCCGCGCGUACCGUCAUUAGUGGAUGGGAUUCACUGUUCAAUGCAAUCACUGGUUUGAACGGUUCGGGGAAAUCCAAUAUUUUGGAUGCCAUUUGUUUUGUUCUUGGUAUCUCAUCGAUGUCUACGGUUCGUGCAUCCAACCUACAGGAUUUAAUUUAUAAAAGAGGUCAGGCAGGUGUCACAAAGGCUAGCGUUACGAUUGUAUUUGAUAAUUCAGAUAAAACCACAAGCCCUAUCGGGUUUACUGAUCAUACUAAAAUCUCUAUCACCAGACAAAUUGUUUUGGGUGGAACUUCCAAAUACUUAAUCAAUGGUCAUAGGGCGCAACAGCAGACAGUAUUGCAAUUAUUUCAAUCAGUUCAAUUGAAUAUUAAUAAUCCGAACUUUUUAAUUAUGCAAGGUAAAAUCACUAAGGUAUUGAACAUGCCGCCAUCACAAAUCUUGGCUUUAAUUGCUGAAGCUGCUGGUACAAAGCUUUUCGAAGAUAGAAGGGAAAAGGCAGUAAAGACUAUGGCAAAGAAAGACACUAAAUUGAAUGAAAUUAAGGCGUUGUUAUUGGAAGAGAUUGAUCCAAAAUUAGAGAGGUUGAGAAAAGAGAAAAAGGCGUUUCUUGAAUUCCAAGAAACUCAAACAGAAUUGGAUAAACUUCUGAGAACUGUUAAUGCCCAUGAUUAUCAUAACUAUUCGACAAGGUUUGAACAAUAUAAUAGUAAGUUAAAACAAGAGAAAGAAUUGAUUACUAAGUUAAAUGAGGAUGUUGAAAGAUUGGCUGAUGAACUUGCCACUUUACAAGAAGAUUUAGAAAAAGCAAAGGCCUUGAAAGAAAAAGAAUUGAGGAAAGGUGGAAAACUUCAAUCUUUAGAAAAACAAGAAGCUGAAUUAUCUAAUAAAAUUGUGAGAUUGGGCACUUCCAAGAGUUUGAAAGAACAGAGUUUUAAUGAAGAAACUGGUCACCUAGAAAAUUCAAAAACAAUGUUGGCCAAAGAGACAGAAAUAUAUGAAUCCAAGAUUGAGUUAUUGAGUAGUUGGGAAAGCUCACAAAUAGCAGCAAAGGAGGAAUUACAAAACUUUAAGAACGAUAUUACUGUCAAAGAGGAGUUACUUGCGUCCUUACAGACUGGGGUGUCUUCAAAAGGUAAAACGGGUGGUUAUAUGGGUCAACUCCAAGAAACUAAGCAGAAACUUUCGAACUCCAAUGUCACUAUUGAGCAAUUGAAGUUGAAGAUCCAAAGAUUGCAAAAAGAAAUCAAAACCGAUGAGCCAAAGGUGGUUAGGGCCCAGCAAGAAAUUGUCACUUAUCAGAAGGAAAUUGAAAAUCUCAAAAUAAAGUAUGAAGACGCUCAAAGCCAGCUAAAGAAUGUCGGCUUUGACUCAAAUAGACUUAAGCACUUGAAGGAUCAACAAUAUUCAUUGCAACAAAGGAUAUAUGGGGCUUCUAAUGAAUUGGAAUCUGUUAGAAGAAGAAUCACUUCUUUGGAAUUCAAUUACUCCAAACCUUCACCAAACUUUGAUCAUACCUCGAUUAAAGGUGUGGCUGCUAAAUUGUUUACCUUGGAUAAGGAAAACUUCGAUUCUGCCAGUGCCUUGGAGGUAAGUGCUGGAGGGAAGCUUUUCAACGUUGUUGUUGAUAAUGAAGUUACUGGUUCGCAAUUAUUGGAAAAGGGCCGAUUGCGCAAGCGUGUCACCAUUAUCCCAUUGAAUAAGAUUGCUGCCAGGUCAAUAAAUGCUAACGUUGUUCAAAUUGCUAAAGACUUAUGCCCAGGAAAAGUUGAAUUGGCUCUUAACCUAAUUGGCUACGAAAACGAAGUUUCUAAAGCCAUGGAAUAUAUUUUUGGAUCGGUAUUCAUCACCAAGGAUCCGGAAACUUCAAAAAAUAUUACCUUCAAUCCCCAGAUUCGAGCUAGAAGCGUGACUCUUGAUGGCGAUGUUUAUGAUCCUUCUGGAACCUUGUCUGGUGGUAGUAGAAGACAAACUGGAUCAAUUCUCGUUUCUAUCCAAAACUAUAAUAAGCUUAAUAGUGAUUUACAAGCGCUACAGGAUGAGAUGAAUGAUAUCAAAGCCGAUAUUGAAAGAGAAGAAGCUAUCAGUAGAGAAACAAUGGCAUUACAAAAGCAAGUCAAUUUGACCAACCAUGCUUUAGAAUUAGCAAUCAAGAAAUCAGAAUCCAGCUCUGCAAGCCAAUUGAUCAAGAAACAUGAAACAAAUAAGGAAGAAUUACAACAUUUGAAUGACAAGAUUGGUGAAGAAAGUGAAUUGCAAAAGACUUACAACGAAGAGCUUUUAACAAUUGAAAAGGAUAUGAAAGAGUUUGAAGCCAAUAAGGGAUCUAAAUUGAAGGAACUAGAAAUGGAAAUUAAAAAUGCUAAGAAACAAGUAAAGGAGCUAGAGGCCACUGCAAAUGCUAAAUUUGGUAAAUAUGAGGACUUGCAAUUUGAAAUUGAAAAAUUAGCUGGUGAUGUGGAAGCACUCAGGGACCAAGUUAAAGAAGGCGAAACAAUGAUUUCUGAUUUAAAAAUUGAAUUGGAGGGAAUUGAACAAGAUUUAAGGGAGUCCAAUGAAAAAUCUGAAGAAUUGAAUGCCCAGAUUGAAGGAGAAAAGGUCGCCAUGUUAGGAAUUAAUAAGGAAAUUAACGAAUUAACGAAAACCAUGAAUCAGAAGGACAAAUCCUUGAAUGACAAGAAAUUGAGAAGUCAAAAACUUAGUCACGAAUUGGAUAAAGUUGAAAAUAGCACUGAUGCAUUGAAAAAACAUUUGGAUAAAUUGAUUGAAGAGAAUGACUGGGUAACUGAUAAGAACAUAGUAGAUAACAUUAUCCAACAGAGCCCAAAUAUCAAUGUUGCUGAAUGUCAUCAAAGAAUUAACCGAUUGCAAUCAAAGUUUCAAGGUAUGCGAAGAAGUGUUAAUGCCAACAUUAUGAGUAUGAUUGAUAAUGUGGAGAAGAAGGAAACGUCAUUGAAGACUAUGAUCAAAACAAUCGAGAACGAUAAGGCAAAGAUCGAAGAAACAAUUGUGACCUUGGAUGAAUAUAAAAGAGAGACUUUAGUCAGUACAUGGCAAAAAGUUUCUAAAGAUUUUGGUCAAAUUUUCUCGGAUCUUCUACCAGGUGCGUUCGCAAAGUUGGUGAUUCCUGAAGGCAAAGAUAUUACAGAAGGGCUUGAAGUCAAAGUGAUGCUUGGUAAGGUAUGGAAGGAAAGUUUAGUAGAAUUGUCUGGUGGCCAAAGAUCUUUAGUGGCUUUAUCCUUAAUUAUGGGCUUGCUUCAAUUCAAACCCGCGCCAAUGUAUAUUCUUGAUGAAGUUGAUGCUGCUCUUGAUUUGAGUCACACCCAGAAUAUUGGUCAUUUAAUUAAGACAAGAUUUAAAGGUUCUCAAUUCAUUGUUGUUUCAUUGAAAGAAGGUAUGUUCACUAACGCUAAUAGGGUGUUUAGAACAAGAUUCCAGGAUGGUACUUCUGUGGUCAGCAUAAUGUAA
This is a messenger RNA of Saccharomycopsis crataegensis, 3510 nucleotides long. RefSeq names its product condensin subunit SMC2 (gene SMC2). Gene Ontology annotation, molecular function: ATP binding; protein binding; ATP hydrolysis activity. Gene Ontology annotation, biological process: chromosome organization. The transcript has a single exon. The record is from RefSeq and is a predicted model, not a curated record. NCBI's taxonomy places the organism in Eukaryota, Fungi, Ascomycota, Saccharomycetes, Ascoideales, Saccharomycopsidaceae. Bases 1 to 3510 code for a protein of 1169 amino acids. Gene Ontology annotation, cellular component: chromosome.